AUGGUGCACAUCAACCGCGUAGCUACCUUCAAGGAGAUUUCCGAGGAGAAGGCUCAAUUCGACGACAUUGCUACUGCAAGCACCAUCAACUUGAGCCCAGACGAUGAGGUUGAUGACUUUACUGCCACCGUCUAUGGUAGCAAGUAUGCUGCUGAGGACCUACCAAAGUACGAGAUGCCGGAUCGAGAAAUGCCCCCUCAGGUGGCCUACCGAAUGAUCAAGGAUGACCUCACACUCGACGGAACACCAACGCUGAACUUGGCCUCUUUCGUCACUACAUACAUGGAGGAGGAAGUUGAGAAGCUCAUGGUCGACGCCUUCUCCAAGAACUUUAUCGAUUACGAAGAAUACCCAGUCAGCGCCGACAUCCAAAACCGAUGUGUCUCUAUGAUUGCGAGACUUUUCAACGCUCCAAGCACAGAUGAUGCAAACAUUAUCGGUACUUCGACGAUUGGAUCUUCCGAGGCCAUCAUGCUGGGAGUACUGGCCAUGAAAAAGCUGUGGCAAAAUAAGCGAAAAGCAGAGGGAAAGCCAUACGACAAGCCCAACAUGGUUAUGAACUCGGCUGUGCAAGUUUGCUGGGAGAAAGCGUGCCGAUACUUCGACAUUGAAGAGAAAUAUGUCUACUGCACAGCUGAUCGUUAUGUCAUCGACCCCAAGGAAUGCGUAGAUCUGUGCGACGAAAACACCAUCGGCAUAUGCGCAAUUCUCGGAACAACAUACACUGGCGAAUACGAAGAUAUCAAAGCCAUCAAUGAUCUUCUAAUCGAGCGAGACAUUGAUGUCAACAUCCACGUCGAUGCUGCUUCGGGCGGCUUUGUCGCUCCUUUUGUCAACCCCGGGCUUCUCUGGGACUUCCGUCUUCCCAAGGUCACAACCAUCAACGCCUCAGGACAUAAGUAUGGCCUCGUUUACCCCGGUGUUGGCUGGGUCGUCUGGCGCGAUCCCCAGUAUCUGCCCCAAGAACUUGUUUUCAACAUCAACUACCUAGGUGCCGAUCAAGCGUCCUUCACGCUCAACUUCUCGCGUGGUGCUUCGCAGAUUAUCGGACAAUACUACCAACUCAUCCGUCUAGGAAAGCGUGGUUACAGGAGGAUAAUGUUGAACCUGACGCGUACUGCUGACUACCUAGCUGCAAACCUCGAAUCCAUGGGCUUUGUCAUCAUGAGCCAACGCGGAGGAGAAGGACUUCCUCUUGUCGCAUGCCGCAUCGACGAGGAUCUCGGCAAGCAGUACGACGAGUUUGCCAUUGCGCACCAGCUUCGUGAACGUGGAUGGGUUGUGCCCGCCUACACAAUGGCUCCUCACUCGGAGCAGAUGAAGAUGUUGCGUGUCGUUGUUCGUGAGGACUUUACCAAAUCACGAUGCGACGCUUUGAUUGCAGACUUCAAGCUAGCACUGCAAACUCUUGACACACUCGAUGCCAAGAGAAUCCAAGAGCACAAGGAACACCAGUUCGCGAUGCGCCGCCGGUCGACGCUCGUCAGCCCCGUCUUUCAAAAGAAGGCAACGGAUCAUUUUGAAGAGAACCACAGUCUGCAGGCCAAGACCGGCAAGACGCAUGCGGUUUGCUAA
Messenger RNA from Bipolaris zeicola 26-R-13, 1575 nucleotides. RefSeq lists its product as uncharacterized. Gene Ontology annotation, cellular component: cytosol. Gene Ontology annotation, biological process: L-glutamate catabolic process. The record is from RefSeq and is a predicted model, not a curated record. Gene Ontology annotation, molecular function: glutamate decarboxylase activity; pyridoxal phosphate binding. Lineage: Eukaryota; Fungi; Ascomycota; Dothideomycetes; Pleosporales; Pleosporaceae. Bases 1 to 1575 code for a protein of 524 amino acids. The transcript is spliced from 10 exons.